Molecule: messenger RNA, 3447 nt
Organism: Micromonas commoda
Lineage: Eukaryota; Viridiplantae; Chlorophyta; Mamiellophyceae; Mamiellales; Mamiellaceae
Gene: MER3
Product: DNA helicase Mer3
Exons: 2
Coding region: 1-3447 (1148 amino acids)
Molecular function (GO): ATP binding; nucleic acid binding
Source: RefSeq, a predicted model, not a curated record
AUGGGGUCACGACCGUGGGAUGCCGAUUACGUCAGCGGCGGCCCCCCACCGCCGCUGCGCGCGCCGCGGCUCCGCGCGACCCCCGUCCCUCCUUCCUCCGCGCCUCCAACAGGCCCGCCUCCCCCUCCGCCCUCACGUUCCCCCCCGAAAGACUCGCGCGACCGCGUGCGCUCCGUCGAAGAGCUUCCGCCGUGCUUCCAGCCCAUCUUCCCGUCUUUCAAGUACUUCAACGGCAUCCAGGCGGAGAUGCUCGACUUCAUCCUCUCCUCGGCGCGCUCGUUCGUGGUCAGUGCACCGACGGGCUCGGGGAAGACGGUGCUGCUCGAGCUCGCUAUCGUCCAGAUGCUUAUGAAGCACGUCGACCGCGCGACCGGCGCCUUCAACCACAAACCCGGCGAACUCAAGGCGAUAUACAUGGCCCCGCUCAAGGCACUGGUGCAGGAGAAGAAGGAGGAGUGGAUCGCUGCCUUCGGUGCGAUUGGCGUCGUGUGCAAGGAGCUGACGGGCGACACCGAUAUCGUCUCCUGGAGCGAGCUGAACAACGUGGACAUACUCCUGACUACACCGGAGAAGUUUGACAGCAUCACGCGCAAGAACAAGGACAGGGGCGGCAUGUCCUUCUUCGGCGACUGCGCGCUCGUCAUGAUCGAUGAGGUGCACCUGCUGGGAGACGAACGCGGCGGAUCCCUCGAGGCGGUCGUGUCCCGGCUGAAGGUCCUGAGCGAAAAACCGAGCCUGAGGGGCGCGCCGCUGUCAUCGGUCCGGUUCGUGGCUUGUUCCGCGACGGUGCCCAAUCUCGACGACGUCGGCCGCUGGCUCGGUGCCCCGUCCCCCGACGGUGUCCGUCACUUCGGCGAGGAGUAUCGACCUGUCCGCCUCGAGACCAAGGUUCUCGGGUACGACCCCGCGAAGAACGAUUGGAUGUUUGAGAGGCGACUCAACGAGCGGCUCUACGAAGUCGUGCUCAACCACUUCCAGAGCAAACCCGCGCUCGUGUUCUGCUCCAGCAGGGACGGCGCGUCCUCCGCGGCGAAGGAACUGGCAGAAAAAGCCAGGAACGCGAGCCGCAACCCUUUCGUGCGAGAUGAAAGGCAGCGCGAGUCCCUCCGCGAAGCCGCGGGCCGAGCCGAGAACCGUCAGCUCAAAGUGGUGAUUCCGCAAGGCGUGGCGUUCCACUCCGCGUCGCUCGAUUGGUCCGACCGGGAGCUGUGCGAGCGGCUGUUCAGGGAUAGGCUCGUCACCGUGAUGUGCUCGACGUCGACGCUGUCGAUGGGUGUGAACCUUCCCGCGUUCCUGUGCGUGGUGCGGGGCACGAGGCAGUACGCGGGUCAGGGCGAAUACCGCGAGAUUGAGAGGAGCGCUCUGCUGCAGAUGUGCGGUCGCGCGGGUAGACCGCAGUUCGACACCUCCGGCGUGGCGGUGAUCAUGACCCAGAAGCACACCCGCGUGAUUUACGAUGGCCUGGUGCACGGUACGCAGCCCAUCGAAUCCAACCUGGGUCUCGCCAUGGCUGAGCACGUCAACGCCGAAAUCGCAUCCGGGAUAAUCGCCGACAGCGAGACCGCGAUGGACUGGCUCAAGCACAGCUUCUUCUACAUCAGGGUCACGCGGAACCCGCGGCACUACGGCAUCGCUCCGGGAAAGAAUCCAGACGUUGCGUGCGGCGAGAUCGUCGCGGAGAACCUCCGGAAAAUAUCCGCGGCUCACAUGUGCGAGAUCGGUGAGGAUGCGGCGGCGCCUCGGGGUAACUUUGUUCGGCCCCUCGAGGGGGGCCGCGUGAUGUCUGACAUGUACAUUCGAUUCGAGACGAUGAAGAGGAUAAUGUCUGUGCAGUCCCCCGCGAGUGUGCCGGAUCUGCUCAUGACCCUGUGUGAGUCCGACGAGCUCUCGUCCAUCAAGCUGAGAAGGGACGAGAAGGUGCUGCUCAAGGGCUGGAACCUCUCCAAGGACGAGCCCGCCAUCGUGCGCUUUAAAGUAACAGAAAUCCGGGGCAAGACCGGCAAGGUAGCGGUGGCGAAGACGAUCAAAACAGCCGCGCAGAAGAUAUACAUCAUUGCGCAGGAGACGAUGAGCGACCAGUUCGCGACCGUGUUGCCCCCGAGCAUGCGAAUGGAGGUGGAGAACGUCUUCCAGAACGGGCGCCGCAUCAUGCAGGGCGCGGCGAGAUACUAUGCAAAUGUUUCGAAGAAGGGAAGCUUCGCCGCAUACUGCAACGCGCUGCGACUUGCAAAGGCGCUGGACAUGCGAAUGUGGGACGACACCCAGUUUCCGAUGCGGCAGAUUCCCAAGUGUGGCAAAAAGUCUGUGCAGGCGCUCGCGAAUGCCGGACUCAGAUCGUUGGACGAGGUUCUGGCGCAGGAUCCCCGAGCUCUCGAGCGGAUCGUCAACAAGGCUUUCCCGCACGGGAACCACCUCCACGACGCCAUCCGCUCGCUGCCUUGCGCCAUGAUCCUCCGCAUCGAGCGCGCGAGCGAGAUCCGGGGCGGCGGAAUUACCGCGACCGUCACCUUUGAGCCCGAGGCUGGCGCCGGCGGCGGGGGCGGCGAAGGCACCGACGCGAGCGUCACGGAGUCCAGCCGCAGGUGGACCGCGCGCCUCAUCAUCGGUACCACAUGGAACGACGAGUUGUUGCACAACGAACGCAUCUGCCAGCGGGGACCAGCGCCGGACAACGUCGAAGCCGGCGUCCCCGUGACGCGAUCUGUGAGCCUUUCCUCGGCGCCACCCGGGGGCCAGGAGGUGACCAUCGUGGCGACCCUCAUGUUCGACAAGUGCGUGGGCAGGGACACGGACGCCGUGCUCAGAGUCCGCGCGACGAUCACCGGCGGCGGAGGAGGAGGAGACGCGCAGUUCGAGAGGCGCAUGGGAGCCGUGGAAGGAAACGUCGCUAACGUGGUGUCACCAAAAGGGAGGAAUCGCGUCGCGGCUGGCAAGGAGAACAACCUCUCGCCCGCGUUCUGCCGGCUCAUGGCUGCUCCCCCCGUCGCUCCCAAGCCCGCGCCCAGGGCCAUCUGGACGGAACCCAUGAUACCGGAGACCGCAACGCUGGGUUCGAGGCCCGUCGCGGUUUCUGGUCCGUCGAAGGAGCCGUUCGACGCGUUCGAAGACGUCCCCGAGUGGAUCCCGGCCGCCGCUGGGAAACGCCGGGCGCCGGAUGACAACGACGGGGGAUGGGGCGGUUGCGACGACGCGGACGAGGAUCUGAGCUGGGGAGGGGCGGACGCACACCAUGGACCGCCCCCGAUGUGCCAACCGCCGACCUUGAUCGUGAUCGAAGAUGACGACGAUGAAGAUGGGCGGGGGAGGCGCGAGCCCAGGCCGGAUCCGCCCAAGCGGGUCAGAGCCGCCGCGGUUUUCGCCGAGCCGAGCACGCCCGUCCCUGACGACGCCGGCUUCACGGAUCCCACGAGCGGACUGACCCUGGACCUCCUCUGCGACGACUGGUGA